Molecule: messenger RNA, 4842 nt
Organism: Scleropages formosus (Asian bonytongue)
Lineage: Eukaryota; Metazoa; Chordata; Actinopteri; Osteoglossiformes; Osteoglossidae
Gene: gpr179
Product: G protein-coupled receptor 179
Exons: 13
Coding region: 1-4842 (1613 amino acids)
Biological process (GO): G protein-coupled receptor signaling pathway
Cellular component (GO): membrane
Molecular function (GO): G protein-coupled receptor activity
Source: RefSeq, a predicted model, not a curated record
AUGGAUAUUCUGCAAAUCUUGCUGGUGUUGCCUCCUCUCCUGUCUACACAGAGCACCUCAACCUUCCAGGGUGAUGUCACAGCUGAUCCCAUAGCGCUAACCAGCACAACAAGUACGAGAAAGGCUUCCACUUCCACUUCUGGCUCUCAGACCCCUGGACCCAGUUCCAAACCUGCGGUAGAGGAAGAGUGGGCUCACGUGGAAGCUUAUUUGUACAGCGGAAACGCAAGCCUCCUGUCGCUGGCAAAGUGCACACAAACGUAUCACUUGAGCGGGCUGCAGGGCUCUCAGGCUGUCCUCGGUCCCUUUCUGCAUCAAGCCUUGGAUGCUCUCACUAAUGCUGCCAACUUCCUCAACAUGAUCUUCCAGGCCAAUGACUUGCGGGAAAGCAGCAUAAGGGAAGACAUGGAGUGGUACCACGCGCUGGUGCGUGGCCUGAUGGAGGGUGAUCCCCUCAUUCGCCGAGCGCUCUUCACCUUCGAUACGGAACCUACCGCUCUGCAGCCACAGCUCGUGCUCCAAGCUUCCCGGCCCAGUUACAAGUCCCAGGACAUUUUACUGCAGGACAUGUCCUCUGCUUGGGAGCGCCUGCAUCCACCUGCCCCGGCACCACACAUCAGCUGGUACACUGCCUUCAAGUUUUCGGCCCAGCUGGCUCCCACCCUCUCCAAGCGAGUACUCCUCAAUGACCUCCACACCCUGGACACACCGAAAUGGGGCCGAGGCGACAGCUAUGUGACCAGUCAGAAUGGGGUGCACUGGGCAGACCCACCCUUUUUAGAGUGUGACAACAGGCACUUCUUACCUGGCUGGUUACUCACCCUCUCCACUCCUUUCUAUGGUCUCAAACCCGACCUGAGCCCAGAGUUCAGGGGUGUGAUCCGCAUAGAUGUCAAUCUGCAGAGCUUUGAUGUGGAUCAGUGUGCCGAGGGAAACGACUGGUUCUUCAACACACACCAGUGCAACCGCUCCAGCAUGCAUUGCGAGCACAUUCGGGGACGGGGCUUUCGGCUCGGACAGUAUCGCUGCCAUUGCAAGGAGGGGUUCUACAGCCCGCUGCCGGCCACCCCAGAUGCACGAGUUCAGGAGAAGAGAAAUGGAAACGGCAGCGGAAGCUCUCCUCCUGCACUACCCCUGUGUCUGCCCUGCUGGCCAGGCUGCAAGCAGUGCAAGGAUGGAGCCCCUUGCAAGGUUCAGGAGGACUGGUACCUGCGGGCAGCUGUGCUCACGGUGCAGGGCUUUUUCAUGCUCCUUGUCCUCAUCAGUAUGUUGGUCGCUUACCAGUUUCGUAGAAACAAGAGGAUCAGAGCAUCGGGCCUGGUGCUGCUGGAAACCAUCCUGUUCGGCUCACUGCUCCUCUACUUUCCUGUGUUCAUUCUAUACUUCAAGCCCAGCACCUUUCGGUGUAUUUUGCUCCGCUGGGUGCGUCUCUUGGGAUUUGCCAUCGUUUAUGGCACAGUGACACUGAAGAUGUACCGGGUUCUAAAAGUGUUCCUGUCCCGAACCGCCCAUCGUGUGCCCUACAUGUCAAGCACACGCUUGCUGAAGAUGCUCGGCGUGGUGGUGCUCACAGUUUGCUGGUUCCUGACCGCCUGGACGGCUGGUGCUCUGCAGAACCGUGACCGCAGCAUUCCCUUAGUGGUCAGCGCGAGCACCAGGCAGGGUCAGGCCUUCACUCAGUGUGAUCUCGAUCGCUGGGACUACAUGAUGGCCAUAGCGGAGAUGCUGUUCUUGUGCUGGGGCAGUUCGCUGUGCAGUGCCGUCAGGAUGGUGCCCUCCGCUUUCCACGAGCCUCGCUACAUGAGCAUCGCGAUCCACAAUGAGCUUCUGGUCUCCUUGCUCUUCCACGUUCUCCGGUUCUUCAAGCCCUUUCUGCACCCCGACUGGACGCUGCUGCUUUUCUUCAUGCACACACACAUCACCGUCACCGUUACUGUGGCUCUGCUCUUCAUUCCCAAGUUUCUACACGUGUCACGGCCGCUGCGCGAGGAAAUUGCUGCUGAAGUGUACGAGGACGAGGUUGACCUGCGACGCUCCUGCUCCUAUUUUACCAGCAGCUUCGCUUCUGCGUGGAAUGAACACAACUUUGAGCCCGAUGACAUCAGGGAUGAGUUAAAGAAGCUGUAUACACAGUUGGAGGUGCACAAAACUAAGAAAAUGACUGAUAACAACCCUCACCUGCCAAAAAAGCGCAGUUCUCGACUAGGACUGGGGCAGUCCAUCAUAAAGCGCAUCACAAAGAUUCCCGAGUCCAUGAGUCGCCAGUGCAGCCGCGAGGAGAAGGACGUGUCACUGUGCGGUCGAACCGGCAGCAAGCAAAGCUCAUGCAUAAAAAGGGGGCUGGAAUCAGCGAGCAUCAAAUCUUCAGAAGAAUCAUUCAACCAGUGCGCUCUUCUGCUGCACAAGUCGCACAGCACCUAUGACUACAGCAAAGAUCGCCAGUCCCACUUCGUAGAUCCCAGAGACGUCUCGCUGCUCGACUCCUUGAUGAGGAGGAAGUUGGCUAAGGCAGCAUUUGAGCGCUCUGAAAUAAAGUCUGUAGAUGCUGUGCCUUUCGUGUACAAGUCCGCCAGUGCUCACAACCUCUCUGUUGACCAACAACUGUUGCAGCCCGAACCAAAGAAGCUGCAGAAAUCACUGAGUGUGAUGACAAGCAACAAGGAAGGUUCACAUGAGCAAGCAGGUAAAUCUUGUAAUGUGGAGCAAACCCUUGAUGUCAGCAGGGCAAAAAAGCAAGACAGCCAGUCUAGACUUGGUGCCUCCAUAAGUUCUCAAACGUUAAACGCCCUUCUGUCUGAGUCAUUUGACAAAGCAGAAGUCUGUCCCUGGGAGCUUGAGGAUCAUCUCCCAGAAGGUAAAAGUCAGAAGCAUGUCACCUAUGCGACUGGCUCAUGCCGUAGCCAAAGAACCCUGGAAAGGACAGACUCUCCUGCCAUUCAGCAAUGUCACCUUGGUCCAUGGGACACCCUGACCAUGGACUACUCCAAAACGACAGAGGACAAACACGGAGGGGCAGAGGCAUCAGACUCCGAUUCGGAAUCGAUCAAACCUCAGGUUCCUCUCUCAUCCAGUGCUCCACAUUCCCCUGUAACAGGAGUAGGAAAGCAAAAAGAGCAGCGGGUCUUCUCAUUCUAUGGCAGACCUGCUCUCUCCAUGAAAGAGGCAUCUGAGCAGCUUCCAAUAGGACACCAGGGUAAUUUCGCUGCUGACAUCUGUCCUUGGGAGGUGGAGGACACCAGCAGCUCCUCCAUGGUAAUGAAUUCUGCCAGAUUUCCUGAAGAGAUAAAGGAAAUAGAGAAGACUCAACGGAAGGAAGGACUCCCUGCUAAUGUAUGUCCUUCACAGGAAGAGAAAAUGGUAAGGCACAGAAGUGAGGAUAGAAGCUCUGUUACAAAUGAAGUACGGGGCAUAUCACAGAAUCAGGAUGGACUGAAGAAAGAGGAUCCCAAUAAAACAACAUACAGCACAAAAAAGACUGUGGAUGAAACCACAAUGAAGGUAGAAAUAUGUCCCUGGGAUGUUGUAUCUGCAUACAUUCCUCAAACAAAUCAGAGUAGCAUAGAAGACAUCUGUCCCUGGGAUGUGAAGAUACUAGAAAAAGAGAAGAAAGCACAGGAAGGUGUGCUCAGUGAAAUAUGCCCCUGGGAAACAGCUGAGCCUGAGAGAACAUUUAGACAGUCAGAAAUCUGCCCGUGGGAAGACAAAGGAAGUGAUAUCACUGACAGCAAGAAAACAGACGAACUUAAAUGUACAAACAGCACGCAGAGAAUGGACAAUGAAACUCCAAACAUUCAGAGUUUCGUGGCAGAAGUGUGCCCCUGGGAUGUCAUUGCAUCCCCCCAGGAAAAGACACAAAGAAUGCCAACAGUUAUUGCAGAAGUGUGUCCCUGGGACGUAAAUCAAAGUGAUUCUCCUCAUGUCCAACUUGAGGCCUCUGAGCCUUCUCCAGAAGGACUGAAAGUUAUGGAAAGCACAGCAGAAAAACAAAAGAGUCCAAUGCUCUGGAAUACAGAGACUGAUGAAGGAGAGAAGAUGACAAAAAUGCAAGAUGUUUCUGCUAUCUCUGGCCAGUCCUGCCCUUUGGAGCUGGAGACAUGCCAGGCUGAAGGUAAGCGUGAACAUGAGAGGAAUAGGGGAUCUCUGAUCUCCAUGGGAGAAUCUCCCAAUGACAGCACAGUGCCAAGACAGACGAGCAUCACUGUAGAACCCUGUCCAUGGCGUUUCCCUGAGAUGUCAGUGAACAUGCAGGAGAUCUGUCCCUGGGUCUCGAUGAGUGCCAAGCCCAGCCUUGUGAAGCAGACAGCCAUCCAGCUGUCUUCAGAGGAGCCUGAGGCAGCAGAUACAAAAGAAGAAACAACUUUUGUCAGUAACUGCUCAGUCACAGCAAAAACUGCUUCCCCCGACAUCCAGACCACAGAGAAGCAAGACAAGACAAAAGGGCGGAGUGGUGUUGGCCAAGGUCUUGCUCCACUGGCGACUAAGGAAUCUGAAGGGACAACAGUGAGACACGCUGGCACUGACACUAAUGAGCAUCCUUUGGAAAGAGUAGAAGUUACAUCAAGUGGAGAGCUGCCAUUGGGCUUCGGUACCCAAUCUUCAGCUGCUGCAGUGCCAAUGCUAGAAACUGCCACAACAGAGACAAAGUCUAGCAAAAGCUCUCAUGAAGCAGGAGAAGCACAGCCUGAGCACCCUGCAGCUUACUGCGACUCAUUCAAUCCUUGGCAUGAGCAGGAGGUGAAACGAUCUCUCAUCUUCCCAAACUCGGCCCCCUGGGAAGGUGAAAACACGACAAAUGAUGCGGAGAGCGAAGCGGAAGCCUUCUACUUCCCACCCGAGCUGUGA